Aspergillus nomiae NRRL 13137 is the source of this 789-nucleotide messenger RNA. RefSeq names its product oxidoreductase, short chain dehydrogenase/reductase family. The transcript has a single exon. Bases 1 to 789 code for a protein of 262 amino acids. Lineage: Eukaryota; Fungi; Ascomycota; Eurotiomycetes; Eurotiales; Aspergillaceae. Gene Ontology annotation, molecular function: oxidoreductase activity. The record is from RefSeq and is a predicted model, not a curated record.
AUGGCUGCAAGAAACAAAUACGUGAACAAGCUGCAUGGCCAACACAUCGUCAUCUUCGGAGGGACCUCCGGCGUCGGCUUCUGUGUAGCUGAAGCCAGCAUCGAGCAUGGCGCCAACGUUACGAUCCUCUCCUCCGACCCGAACAAAGUGGACGCUGCCCAAGCGCGCCUUCUAGCAUCCUAUCCCGAGGCCAAGAACCGAGUCCGCGGCUUACCGAUUGACCUCGGAGCGCCAGAUGUUGAGGAUCAACUGGUGUCAUCGUUCGAGAAAAUGCAGCCGCUGGACCAUAUCAUCUUCACAGCGGGAACGUUCAAGUUUGACUCGGAAGACUGGACGCAGCCUCGAUCCGACUUGGACCGAAUCCGAAACACUGCCAAUGUCCGCAUUAUCGCCCCGUUCCUCAUCGCCAAGCAUGCGCCGAAGUAUAUGGCAAGCAACUCGCCCGCUUGCUCCAUCACACUCACCAGUGGAGCCACGGCCGAGAGGCCCAUGGGACAGGGGAUGGCUAUGCAUACCAUGUACUCGACAGGCCUGUACGGGCUCGCAAAGAACCUCUGCUUAGAUAUUGCGCCGCUCAGGGUUAACCUCGUCAGUCCUGGUCCCAUUGAUACUGAGCUGUGGGACACCAUUCCGGAAAAAGAGAUUAUGUUCGCCCAUCUAAAGGAGAAAUUGCCCAUCAAAGAGAUCCCAACGCCUGAGAAUGUGGCAGAAGCUUAUAUAUACUGUAUGAAGGAUCGUGGAUUGACCGGAGCAAUCAUAUCAACACAUGGUGGAGGAAUUCUCGUUUGA